CACUCGCUGCCGUACAUGGCUCUGCUUCAGACAACCACACAAUACUGUGGAGGGAUACUGAUCGAUAAAUCAUGGGUCCUGACUGCUGCCCACUGUAAAGAACCGUGUUGCUGGGGUGCACUCCAUCAAGGCCAAAAAGACAAGUCCAGGCAGGACAUAAAGGUUAAGAACCGUUUUCCUCAUCCCCAGUAUGUUUCAGCUACAAAGGUCAAUGACCUCAUGUUGCUCAAGCUUGACAAACCUGCGAAUGAAACCAAGACGGUGAAGUGUCUUAAGUUGGGUGAUGCCAUCAAAGAUCCGGCAGCUGGGACCAGCUGCAUGGUGGCAGGAUGGGGCAAAACAAACGAGGAUGUUAAGAAAAUGUCCGACGUCUUGAUGUCCGUCACUGUGACUGUGGUCGACAGAGAGAAGUGCAACUCUGCUGAAUAUUAUAACAGACAUCCCGUGAUCACCAGUGGCAUGAUAUGUGCCGGUUCAGACGGGACAAAUGGAGCUGACACCUGUGGUGGGGAUUCAGGAGGCCCACUGAUGUGCAGCGGAGGGCUGGUUGGAGUCACUUCUUUCGGAGAAGGGUGUGGCCGGAUUGACAAGCCAGGAGUGUACUCGUAUCUCACAGAGGAAAAACUCAGCUGGAUCAAAAAGACAAUGAAGAAGUCUAACAUUUAAUGAGCACCCGCUGUGAAGGAUUUUAUUUGCACAAUGUUA
Messenger RNA from Hippoglossus stenolepis (Pacific halibut), 705 nucleotides. Its product is annotated as granzyme A-like. The record is from RefSeq and is a predicted model, not a curated record. The transcript has 4 exons. NCBI's taxonomy places the organism in Eukaryota, Metazoa, Chordata, Actinopteri, Pleuronectiformes, Pleuronectidae. Bases 16 to 666 code for a protein of 216 amino acids. Gene Ontology annotation, molecular function: serine-type endopeptidase activity. Gene Ontology annotation, biological process: proteolysis.